Messenger RNA from Ostertagia ostertagi, 1293 nucleotides. Lineage: Eukaryota; Metazoa; Nematoda; Chromadorea; Rhabditida; Trichostrongylidae. The record is from the annotation of a GenBank genome assembly.
AUGGCAGCUCCCGGAAAACCGGAGCACGACUACGGUGUGGAGAUGUAUGGAUUUCCGGAUUUCGUGCACGUUCCGGCCAAGAAAGCCCAUUACGAUACGUGGAGCACGAGAAGUAGCAGUGGAUGCAGUAGUAGUAGCAGCCCAAAUCACCUGGAUGAGCUUCAUGUGUUGCUCCAAAAGCAGACUUGGCACGAGUACACGACACAGCGGUGGUCUCGACGACUGCUCUUCCGGCUGAAGUUCCUCAACUGUCAGCAUUUCCCGCCGACCAGAGUUCGGCACGGCGAGACAGCAUCUAGCAACUCAUCAUUUCAGCCGGUGCUCACGUGUGAGUGGCUGGAUUUCCAUUACGCGGAAUUCGAAGACGCGUUUGAAGCAUGGAAGAAGAAGUGCUUGCAUCCGUUCCGAGUUGCUUCAUCGGAAACCCUGCGAGAACCGGACGGUACCGUGAACCAUCGGUUCAAAUACCGUUACGUCGUCUUCCAUUGUGCUCAUUAUGGAGAGCCGAGAAUGCGAGGAAUCGGAAAACGUCCCAAUCAGCACUACUUGCCGUCUGGAUGUCGUGCGAUGCUGCGUCUGAACUACAGCUUCAGUGAACAGCUGCUCAAAAUUACUACGCUCCACGAUGAGCAUUUGAACCAUGAGAUCUCAGCCGAGAUGUUCCGUAAAGUGUCGGCCAAACUGAAGAGGUCAUCGAUCGGAACUCCGUCUCCAGCAAAUAAACGACAGAAAACGGAAUCCCCAGUAUCUUCACCAUACAGCCAAGAGUCAUCUUUUUGUCAACCUUCGCCAUUAACGGCGAAUUCCCCGCUUCAAGGGAAUACUCCAACUAGUGGAGCGAACACUCUAGCACAGAUUAUGGCGUCGUUGCUAAAUCAGCAGAAAGAGAAUAUCAAUAUGGCCUCUGGUCUGUCAUCGCUUGGUAUACCAAGACCGCAACCGUCAAUGAUCAACAUACUGGGUAUGAUGGGUCUUCAGCAACGUUUGUUGCUGCAGCAGCCAGCGUACGGUCUAGUGGCUCCACUGACCCAGCAGGUCUCUUCGCCACCUCAAGCGCAGUCAGUUCCUCAAAUGGAACCGAAGCCAAACGCUAUGGACCGAGAAGCGGAGCAAAGGUCACUUCUGAGCAGACCGCCUCCGUUGACGGUGCCGACAUCGACUACCACGUUGACAGCUUCAUUUGAAGAGUCUCUGGCACGACUGCGCAACGGCGCACAAGAUGCGGAAUUGAUGAACCGCAUAGCGCCAGCUCAAUUCGCUUUCAUCCUUCUGGGGCGCUCCCACGAUCCCUGA